AUGGAUAAAACACGUCUUUUCCCUUCAUCUAGUCCCCACCUGCCCACUGUUUCAACUCCGCUCUCCAUCCUCGACGCCACUGUUGCUCGAUUCUCCGCCACGGGUGCGGUAUGGUUGUUCGAACAUAUCCCCGAGGAUAUCAAUGAAACCGAAUUUAUCGAUCGCCUGUGCUCGUCGUUUGUGGAUGCCCUUGGUGACUUUGAACACUGGGCAGGCCAGCUGCAGUGGGCACCGGUACGACCAGGGGGUUCGCACACACAACGCUUCAACCGACCUAUAAUCAUCUAUGGCGACUAUAACGACCCCGGUGUUGAAUGGAGCGUCGUGCGACAUCCAUCCAUCCCGGUACAGUCGUUGGCCCCCUCGGCUUCAGAGCGCGCACUAGGAAAAGGAGUCUGGAUAGGAGACGAUUUCGCGCAGAGUCUGUUUCUCUCGGAUACGCCACUGCCAUUGCACGAUCUGCGUGAAUUUGAAGAUCUCCCCGCCAUGCAGAUACAGCUCAAUCUGUUCAAUGAUGGGGGAUACGGAAUUGGCAUCAAAAUGGCUCAUUCGUUGGCCGAUGCCCAGUCGCUGAUGGUGUUUGUUCAUCACUGGGCGGCUAAAAGUCGCAAAUUGUUCUCUUCCACGGACACCUCUUCUCUCAUGGAUGCUCCUAUCUUCGAUCCGAGACUGCUGGAUACACAUGCCGCAGGAGACAUUGAUGGACCAGCCGCUGAUCCUGCAUUGGUCUCUAUAGCUCGCCAGCUCCCACUACACCGGUUUGACUGGUGGCGCAUCGACGAUCCUGGAUAUUCGGAUUUUUCUAUUCCAGCGACAGAGAAUUCCAAACCGUCGCCGGAGAUUCUCUCUCAGGUAGAGAUAUCGCCUUCCACCCCCGGGCCAUGGACAACGUGGGACAUUUCCCGACCGGUGCGAUACACACAGCUGCACUAUCACGGAACCGAGCUCGAUCGCCUGAAGGAACAGGCGCGUGCGGAUGGUCGUCCGGACAUAUCCCGGUUGGAUGCGUUGCUGGCCCAUAUGUGGGCGGUGAUCAACCGUGCUCGCGGUCAUGGUGAUUCGACCGAGGAUGUCUUUCUUAACAUUACGCUGGGGGCGCGCGCUCGUGUAUCGCCUCCAUUGCCCGAAUCAUUCAUCGGCUCGCCGGUGUUCAACACUCAUAUCAAGGCUUCGGGCGCUUCUGUCUGUGAUUCCAGUGUAGGUCAAACAGCGAGCCAGAUCCGGGAUACGAUGCUGCAAUUCACGCCUGACGCGAUGGGCGCCAUGCUACAUGACGCGGCGCAUGAGGUUUCUCCACAGCGACUGUGGCAGGCGUUUCUAGGCACACAACAUACAUUGGCGACAUCUUGGCUACGGCUUAAAGUAUAUCAGGUAGACUUUGUUGGUUCCAAGCAGCAACCGCGAUAUGUACAUGCGGUGAUGCCCAAGAUGGAUGGUUGUCUGCAGGUGAUGGAUUCAGGGGUGGAUGAUGGGGGCAUCGAUAUCGCUCUGUAUUUAGAUGCAGAGGCGAUGGAAAAUCUUUUGGUGGAUAAAAAGUUACAUGUUUGA
This is a messenger RNA of Talaromyces rugulosus, 1548 nucleotides long. RefSeq lists its product as uncharacterized. The transcript has a single exon. NCBI's taxonomy places the organism in Eukaryota, Fungi, Ascomycota, Eurotiomycetes, Eurotiales, Trichocomaceae. The record is from RefSeq and is a predicted model, not a curated record. The coding region runs from base 1 to 1548 and encodes 515 amino acids.